Molecule: messenger RNA, 5388 nt
Organism: Sabethes cyaneus
Lineage: Eukaryota; Metazoa; Arthropoda; Insecta; Diptera; Culicidae
Exons: 3
Coding region: 1-5388 (1795 amino acids)
Biological process (GO): DNA integration
Molecular function (GO): nucleic acid binding
Source: RefSeq, a predicted model, not a curated record
AUGCCCAGAAGUGAAAUAACCAUCCAUGUCAGCGAACAGAAUAAAGCGACCACGGACAACGUUGAAUACAGCUGUGGAGCUUGUGACGAACAGGACGACUCACGAAUGGUACAGUGUGAUAAGUGCGACCACUGGUUCCAUUACGACUGCGCAGGAGUUGGAGAAGAUAUCGUAGAUAAGGAUUUUCUCUGUUCAAAUUGCCAACCUUCAAAAGGUGCCAGGAAGAAACGUCUGACUAACGUCACUCGUGGUGUGUCCGCAGUCACUCAAGAAACUGCACUGGAAAAUCAAGUAUUGACGGGAGCUAUGCCUCAGCCAUCUGCCGUUACAAUGGUAUCUGCGUCUGUGACAAAUAUGCCAGCUUUAGAUCUCUUUCCACCGUAUACUAUGAGCGCACCUCAAAAAGCUACAGUGACAAGAACACAGAUACCGGUUACCAAAUCGCGCCCACCGAGCGUACGCCUAACUACCAACCAAGCUCGCUGUCUUGCAGUACCAUCUGGUCUUCAUUCCACUCAAAUGAUGCAGCCAAUUCCUACAGCAAGCAUUCCAACAGCUACCAGUAUCGUAGUUCCUAGAGAAACAUGCCCUGCUCAGUUUACAGAAAUCCUACAGGAAAACACGCAGCAAGAUCCUGUGGAACCCGCAAGAAGCUGUACAAGGGUACCAAGCUCUAAGCGAUCGACGAAACAACGACAGUUAGAACUGGAAUUGCAAUUGCUAGACCAAGAAAGAGCGCUCGAGGAACAAGAGGAAAAGAAGAAGCGAGAAUACUUGCGUAAACGGUACGAUUUGUUACGAGAAAUCGCUAAUGAUAAUAAUUCAGUAGCAAGCAUCGAAGAGGACAGAUCUCAAACCAGAGUAGCAGAAUGGGUACAAGGUGUUACCCGUACGAACGAAGCUCAAGCACAGCCUGAUGAAACGAGGUGUCGACAGAGUCGUGAUAAUGUUGAUUGGAGAUUUACGUCCGCUCCACAACAAAGAUCACAAAUCCCACCGGGACCAAUUCGGACCACAGAGGUAGACGAAAACAGUGUAACAAGUGAGGUACAGCCGCGCGCUACCAUCAAAGCAUGUGCGGCUUGCAAAGGCGACUGUUACAGUUUGGAAAAAUGUCAGCGUUUUAAAGAUCUUGAAUACAAUGCAAAAUGGGCCAUCGUGAAGGACUGUGGGCUUUGCAGAAAAUGCCUUCGUAGACAUAAAGGAGCCUGCAAAAAAGAGCAAAUAUGUGGAAAGAACGGGUGUACUUACAAGCAUCAUCAACUCCUUCAUAAUGACCGGCGAACACUCUCUGACACAAGUGGACAGAGCUUCUCAGAUCCUGUCGCAAAUGCCGCAGAUCAUGACUGUAAUCUGCAUCUUAAGAACGUUCACAAGGUUCUAUUUCGUGUAGUUCCGGUUGUCCUAUACGGCCCAAAGAAGUCACUUCGAACAUACGCAUUCCUUGAUGAUGGAUCAUCGUUAACGCUUAUUGACGCGGAUGUAGCCAAGGAGUUAAAUGUCGAAGGAGUGCCUGAGCCACUAUGCUUAAAAUGGACAGGAAAUAAGCGCCGCCAAGAAAACGACUCGAUCAGAAUUGACAUCGAUAUUUCUGGGACUGGAACGAACCGUGAUAAGCAUCGCCUACAUGGUGCUCACACAGUAUCAAAUCUCGACCUAUUCCGUCAAUCUCUUAACGUACAGCAGCUAACCGAGAAGUAUAACUACUUACGUGGCAUUCCUGCCGAAUCAUAUCAAGCCAUACAACCUAAGAUACUGAUAGGAAUUGAUAACGCCAACCUUAGCUAUCCACUGAAGGGAAAAGAAGGAAAAAUUCAUGAACCCAUCGCGACGAAAACGCGGCUCGGUUGGGUUAUCCAUGGAGGGUCCGACGAAGAUACUGUUUUCGUUGGUCACCACAGUUGGAAUUUGUGUUCAUGCAGUGAAAAAAUCGAUAAUCUGUUGAAUCAGUCUGUUCGCGAUUACUUCUCUUUAGAAGGACUAGGCAUUUCCAAAACAGAGAACAUUGUAGCGUCUACUGAAGAUAAGCGAGCCAUUCAAAUCUUGCAAUCGUUUACACAAACAAAUAGCGGACACUACGAAGCCCGUCUGUUAUGGAAAUACGAUCAGUUUAGGUUGCCAAAUAGCAAGCCUGUCGCGCUGCAGCGUCUGCGUUGUCUAGAAUCUCGACUAAAAAAGGACCCAAGCUUAUCCACUGUCAUUCGAGAGAAGCUUAAUGAAUAUUUGCAAAAAGGGUACAUCCGCAGGUUACCUGAAGAAGAGCUAAAUGAACCCCGAAAGCGCGUCUGGUAUCUGCCUAUAUUUCCAGUCUUCAACCCAAAUAAACCUGCGAAAGUACGCAUCGUAUGGGACGCAGCUGCUAAAACCAAAGGCAUAUCGCUUAAUAUGAUGCUUCUCAAAGGACCGGACCAACUAACAUCUUUGAUUUCGGUAUUGCUUCAAUUUCGGGAAAAUAAAGUGGCCAUUUGUGGUGACAUCAGAGAAAUGUUUCACCAAGUGUUCAUUUCGAAGGAUGAUCAGGAUUGUCAGCGAUUUCUGUGGAGGGAAAAUCCGUCGGAUAAGCAGCCGAGUACGUACAUCAUGCGGGUCAUGACGUUUGGGGCCAGCUGUUCACCGAGCUGCGCCCAAUACGUGAAGAACCAAAAUGCAGAAAACCACAGAGGACAGUAUCCGGCAGCAGUCAACGCGAUCAUUAAAAACCACUACGUCGAUGACAUGUUGGCAAGUACCGAGACAGAAGAAGAGGCUUUCCUUCUAGCCCAACAAGUUCACCAUGUCCAUGCGCAAGCUGGGUUCGAAAUGAGAAACUGGAUGUCAAACUCCACCGCAGUAGUCUCAGCCCUCCAGAACGAACGAACAGAUGUGAAAAAUCUUAACCUAGGAUCAGAGCUGGCGACCGAAAAGGUCCUAGGAAUGUGGUGGUGUACGACCACUGAUAUGCUCAUGUACAAGUUGUCCUCGAAACACGACGUAGAGUUGCUGUCUGGAAAGCGACGACCAACAAAAAGGGAAGUCCUAAGGACAUUAAUGGCUAUUUUUGACCCCCUCGGACUAGUAUCUAAUCUGCUAAUAUUCUUGAGAAUCCUGAUGCAAGAAAUCUGGCGAACUGGAAUACAAUGGGACGAGGAAAUACCAUGCCAUUUAUUUGAAAAAUGGGAGCACUGGUUAGAAGUACUACCAACAGUGAGCGAUGUAUGUAUACCGCGGUGUUAUCGCCUCUUAACAUCAAUUAGUCCGAAAACAGUAAUACAGCUACACACAUUUGUUGACGCGAGUGAAGCUGGUUACGCCGCGGUCGUCUAUUUGAGAUUUCAGCAAGGCGACAAUGUGGAGUGUGCCAUAGUGGCUGCCAAGUCACGAGUAGCCCCGUUAAAGUACGUCUCCAUUCCAAGGCUUGAGCUACAGGCGGCAGUUAUCGGAGUGAGGCUAGCAAAUACCAUUAUAAGCAGCCUAUCGUUCAAAGUGGAUCAGCGACACUUUUGGACUGACUCUCGCAAUGUUUUAUGCUGGAUCCGAUCUGACCAUCGUAAAUAUUCUCCAUACGUCGCGUUUCGUGUCAGUGAGAUCUUGGAGACGAGCAACAUAGGCGACUGGAAAUACGUGAGUUCGAAGGAAAAUGUAGCCGAUGAGGCGACGAAAUGGUCGCGACGACCGGAGCUAGGAAGUAAAAGUCGUUGGAUUAAAGGACCUGUCUGGCUGUGGAACUCAAAUCGGGAAUGGCCAGAAGAACCACCGAUAUCUGACGCUACGAGAGAAGAAUUGCGCGCUACCGUUUACUAUCAUUGUUUCAUUCCCAAACUGCCAGUGGAUGUAAUGGAAUUUGCUAAGUGGAGGCGGCUAGUUCGUGUGUUUGCUACGGUUUUAAGAUGUGUUGGAAAUUUCCGCUGCACCAUUACGGGUAUGAAACGCACAUAUGGUCCACUUACUAGUCAAGAACUAACCCAAUCGUCGAACCUGCUUAUUAGAUCCGCACAAAAUGAUUCGUUCUCACAGGAAAUCAUUACGCUAUCCGGUAAACAACCCAAUCUUUCGAAAUCCAGCGCGUUAUAUAAGUUGAAUCCAUUUCUCGAUGAGCAUAAUGUAAUAAGAAUGCAGGGCAGGAUUAGCGCGUGUGAGUAUGCCACUAUGGAUGCCCGAAACCCAAUAAUAUUGCCGAAAAAUCACUAUGUCAGUAAGCUGAUUGUGCAAGAUUACCAUGAGCGUUACCAUCAUCGUAAUCAUGAGACAGUGGUCAAUGAAUUACGACAAACGUUCUGGAUUCCAAAGCUUCGUGUACUAUUCCGAAAGGUUAGGUCACACUGCCAGAUCUGCAAAAACUUGAGAGCAGCGCCCCAUCCUCCUUUAAUGGGCGACCUUCCGAAAGCAAGACUCGCGGCGUUCACAAGGCCGUUUUCCUUUGUGGGCGUGGAUUAUUUUGGUCCAUUAACUGUGGUGGUCGGUCGGCGAAUAGAAAAACGUUGGGGUGUGUUGGUAACAUGCUUAACCACACGAGCGGUACAUUUAGAGAUAGCUCACACCCUGAGCGCCGACUCAUGCAUAAUGGCUCUCAGGAACUUCAUGGCAAGACGAGGAAAACCGUUAAAAAUUAUAAGCGAUCGUGGAACUAACUUCACAGCGACUAACAAGGAACUCAUGGCUGCGCUAAAGAUGAUGGAUCAAGACAAAGUACUGCAAGAAAUAAUCAGUCCUGAAACAGAAUGGCAAUUUUUGCCACCAUCUUCCCCUCACAUGGGAGGCUCCUGGGAGCGUCUGGUGCAGAUAGUGAAAACAAACCUGCUUCAAAUCAAUCAGCAACGUCCGUUAACCGAUGAGAUACUUCGAAAUUUAUUAACGGAAAUAGAAAACCUUAUCAAUUCGCGGCCGCUGACGCAUGUCCCGGUAGACAACCCUGAGGCUCCUGUCCUAACGCCGAAUCAUUUUAUCUUGGGAUCGUCGAGCGGACUUAAGCCAGCAUCAAACCUAAAUGAUAGCGCAUUAGUUCUGCGACGUUCAUGGCGUACAUCACAAAUUGAAGCCAAUGUGUUUUGGCGUCGGUGGUUACGAGAUUACAUGCCAGAUUUAGUCAGGCGUACGAAAUGGUACACUGCAGUUAAGCCAAUAGAAGUGAAUGAUAUCGUGGUGGUGGUUGAUCCAAAACUACCUCGCAACUGCUGGCCGAAGGGCCGGAUCAUCAGUGUCAGGAAAGGAAAUGAUGGACAGGUGAGAGCGGCCACUGUGCAAACGCAAAACGGAGUUUAUGAGCGCCCUGCUACCAAGUUGGCGGUGUUAGAUGUUCGACGCGACACGAAGGUCAGCAGACGUGGCGGAACGCGUGUACCCACUGGACACACUGGCGGAGCUUCGGAUUCCAUUAAUCACGUGGCAAUCGAGAAAUCAGUGAGCAAUUAG